Messenger RNA from Lasiosphaeria miniovina, 2066 nucleotides. RefSeq names its product major facilitator superfamily domain-containing protein. The transcript is spliced from 12 exons. Gene Ontology annotation, cellular component: membrane. The coding region runs from base 339 to 2066 and encodes 575 amino acids. Gene Ontology annotation, molecular function: transmembrane transporter activity. The record is from RefSeq and is a predicted model, not a curated record. Lineage: Eukaryota; Fungi; Ascomycota; Sordariomycetes; Sordariales; Lasiosphaeriaceae. Gene Ontology annotation, biological process: transmembrane transport.
GAGGCCACUGGGGGUGGACAGCUCGCGUUGCGCCUCGAGUGGCCACCUUUUCUUGAUCGGUAUUGGAGGAGCUUCGACGCAUGUAAAACGCGAUAAUGCGGACACCUUUCGCCAUCCAUAACACCCCCCUUGUUCUUUUGCCCGGCACCCAACUCCGGGCUAAUAGCCGGGGUGUGAUGGCACCCCUCUCGACCAGGUUCUCAGGCGAGUCUCUCCAGCUCGAGGUGGACGAUCGUGGUAUGGAUAUUUAGACGCGAUUUCGCAACCCUUCAACAGGACAGCUGCCCCCCUUUGCUGUUCCCCCGACAUAGAGCCAAUUCGAGGCCCCAGCAAUCUCCAUGGCUACCGUGCUCACCAAAGAGAAGGCCUCGAGAGGCGAGGGAGACUCGGAUAACAAACUCGACCCGGAUGCGUCGACCAGGUCGGUCACCAGUAUCCCUCCUCUCGGCGCCCCAAUUGAAGAAAGGCGGUUCUGGUUCCAACGUGCCAAAUCUUACGACCCCGAUGCAAUUGCAACCCAGGCCAGCGUAUUCGACGACCCAGAGACCGCAGAGAAAUAUCACCCGCGGGUCGACUGGGAGAACAUCGGUAGAUUCGACCCUCUUGCCCGAUGGACCUGGGCCGAGGAGCACCGCUUGGUGCGCAAGAUCGACCUUCGAAUCAUGGUGUGGGCCUGCAUCAUGUUCAUGGCUCUCGAACUCGACCGAGCCAACAUUUCGCAGGCCUUGACAGACAACUUCCUGACUGACCUCCACUUGACAACAGACGACUACAACUUCGGGAACACCGUGUUCAAGCUAUCUUUUCUCUGCGCCGAGCUGCCGUCCCAGCUCGUCUCCAAGUGGAUGGGCCCGGAUCGAUGGAUCCCAUCGCAGAUGGUCCUGUGGAGCUUGGUGGCGAGCAGCCAGUUCUGGUUGUCUGGUCGCGAUUCGUUUUUGGCCUGCCGAGCGCUUCUGGGCCUCCUCCAGGGCGGCUUUAUUCCUGAUGUAAUUCUGUACCUAUCGUAUUUCUACAAACACCAUGAGAUGUCGCUUCGCCUCGGCUUCUUCUGGACCGCGAUGAGUACAGCCGACAUAAUCUCGGCUCUCCUUGGUGCCGGCCUCCUGCACUUGAGAGGAGUCCAGGGAAAGUCAGGCUGGAGAUGGCUGUUUCUGAUCGAGGGCCUUUUGACACUUGUCAUUGGAAUCUUUGCCUUCUUGCUCAUGCCUGCUGGGCCAUGCCAGACAGCAAGUUGGUUCCGGGGGAAAAAGGGUUGGUUCGAUGAACGAGAAGAGAAAAUUAUUGUGAAUCGUGUUUUGCGAGAGGACCCGAGCAAGAGCGGCAUGCAUAACCGUGAGCCAAUUACGCCUAGGUUACUCUGGCAAAGCCUCAAGGACUAUGACCUCUGGCCGUUGUACAUCCUGGGACUCGUCUUCCAGAUUCCCGCGACCCCCCCGCAGCAGUAUCUUACCCUCUCUCUAAGAGGGCUGGGCUUCGAUACUUUUCAGUCUAAUCUACUUUCAAUUCCCUGGAAUGUGCUUCACAUGAUAUCCAUGCUUGGAAUUACCUACCUUGCCGAGAUUAUCAACGAGUUGACGCUCGUCUCGUUGUCCGGGCAGAUCUGGAUUCUCCCGUUUCUGAUCUACCUGUCUGUUGCCAAUACGGGGCAGGCAAACCGAUGGGUGCUUUUCGCGGUCACCUCCCUACUCCUCAGCUACCCGAAUGCUCACCCAAUCCAAGUCGGCUGGAAUUCCCGCAACUCAAACACCGUCAGAUCUCGCACCGUAUCCGCUGCCUGCUACAACAUGUUUGUCCAGGCGAGCGGCAUCAUCUCGUCCAACAUCUACCGAUCUGCGGCUGACCACUCUGCAGAUGACGCUCCUCUGUACAGGCGAGGUAACCGGCAACUUCUCGCCAUCACGUGCAUGAAUAUAGCUCUGUAUCUCCUGGUGAAGGUCUACUAUAUCCAACGGAACAAGAGUAGAGACAGAAAGUGGAAUGCAAUGAGCACAGACGAGCGGCUAGAAUACCUUGCGACGACAGAGGACAAGGGCAACAAGAGACUCGACUUCAGAUUCCAGCACUAA